This is a messenger RNA of Trifolium pratense (red clover), 2547 nucleotides long. RefSeq names its product cytochrome P450 736A117-like. The record is from RefSeq and is a predicted model, not a curated record. NCBI's taxonomy places the organism in Eukaryota, Viridiplantae, Streptophyta, Magnoliopsida, Fabales, Fabaceae. Gene Ontology annotation, molecular function: oxidoreductase activity, acting on paired donors, with incorporation or reduction of molecular oxygen; heme binding; iron ion binding. Bases 839 to 2407 code for a protein of 522 amino acids. The transcript has 2 exons.
AAAGUUAACACAUGUAUGCACAACCACACAUCAAGAAAAAUAUCAAUGUCUAUGCUCAAUUGCUCAUGGUUAGGAUUACAAAGAAAUUAGUCUUUUGGAUCUAUGUUAAUCCAACAGAAAUAAUUCCAUCAAAAUUAUCAGCAAACAAAUAUAACCAUAGAGUAAUCAAUAAUGUUACUGAUAGUUCCUUCUAAAGUAAAGAACAAACUAAUAGGUACAUUCUAGUCAAAUGCUCAAAAUCAAAUUACAUAUAAAAUAGAGCAACUCAAAACAGAUCAAAACUGGGGAGUGAAAAUAUCAUUCAACAAUAGUUGUCCAGAUACAAAAGAGAAAAACAAAAUAAGAACUAAAAAUCAAAAUGACAGUGGAAUGGGAAAGGGUUGCCUCUUUCAGUAUGUAAAUCGGCAGAAUACAAGAUUGUGACAUUUGAAUGAUAGGUACACUUAUGGCCAUAAUUGGAAUGGGAAAGGAUUCCUAAUUUGAAGUUACUAUAAUAGAACUAGCAGACAGAAAUUUAUGUGCAAAACAAACUAUAUACACACACAACAAACUUUCUUCCUAAUCUCUUAUAUCAUUAUCCACAUGCAAAUAAAAUUUAUAAGUGCAUAUAUAUGAAGAAAUAACAAUACAUACAACGUGACUCAUUCUCAUCCUAUGCUGUGAUUCUCACCUUAUCAAAAUACAGCUCAUUACUAUCUUAUUAUAAUCAUCCUAGUCACCAUAAUAUACAUAGAGAGAAAGAUAUCAGAAGAACCAAUAAACAUCAUAACCCCAACUGCUAUAUCAGAAGGAAGAGAGUGGUUUUUAUCAUCACUGAACAGAAACCAAAGCUUAAGGCAUGUCCACAUUUCUACAAAGUUCUCUUUCACAUGAGAUCUUCUCUUCAUUCCCUAUGUUUUUCUUCACUAUCUUUCCGCUAUUCCUUAUUUCUCUUUUCUUCAUCAUCAAAUGGUAUUUCAGCAAUUCUGUCACCACAAGAAACUCACCACCGUCACCUCCAAGAUUGCCUCUACUUGGUAAUCUCCAUCAACUUGGCUUAUUCCCUCACCGAUCACUCCAAAACUUUUCUCACAAAUAUGGCCCUUUAAUGCUUCUUUAUUUUGGUAAGGUUCCAGUACUUGUGGUUUCCUCUGCUGAUGCAGCUUCUAAAGUAAUGAAAACUCAUGACUUAGUUUUCUCUGAUAGGCCACAACGUAAAAUCUUCGAUAUCCUUUUAUAUGGUUCGAAAGAUGUGGCAAGUUGUGCAUAUGGUGAGUAUUGGAGACAAGUAAGGAGUCUCAGUGUGUUACACCUUCUUAGUAACAAAAGGGUUCAAUCUUAUCAUCAUGUGAGAGAGGAGGACACUUUAAGAAUGAUGGAAUAUAUUAAGGAAUGUUGUUCUUCUGCGUCACCGUUGAAUUUAAAUGAUUUGUGUUCUACAAUUACUAAUGAUAUAAUAUGUAGGGUGGCUUUUGGAAAAAGAUACCGUGAAGGAAGAGAGAUGAAAUUGCAGGAGGCGUUGUCUCAGUUUGAGGAGUUAUUUGGUAGUGUAUGUAUAGGAGACUAUAUACCUUGGCUUGAUUGGUUGGGGAAAGUUAAUGGUUUUUAUAGCAAGGCAGAAAAAUGUGCCAAAUAUUUGGAUGAGUUCAUGGAACAAGUUAUUGAGGAGCACAUUAGUCGUUGGUCUGAUGGAGAUGUUAGUGUUGAUAGUGAGGAUCAGAAUGAUUUUGUGGAUGUUUUGCUUUCUGUUCAAAAGACUAAUGCUAUUGGCUUCCCAAUUGAUAGAACUGUAAUCAAGGCUUUGAUACUAGACAUAUUUGUUGCAGGUACAGACACUACCUACACAGUACUAGAAUGGGCGAUGACAGAACUAUUAAGACACGAAACUGUGAUGCAUAAAUUACAAGAUGAGGUGAGAACUGUGGUUGGCAACAAAACUCAUGUAACUGAAGAGGAUUUGGUUAACAUGAACUAUUUGAAGGCCGUGAUCAAAGAGACACUUCGCCUUCAUUUACCAGUUCCGCUAUUAACCCCUCGGAAAUGUAUGGAAGAUAUCCAACUAGAUGGUUAUGACAUUGCAGCUGGAACACAUGUAAUUAUCAAUGCUUGGGCUAUUGCUAGAGACCCUUCAAGUUGGGAAGAACCUGUAGAGUUUAAACCAGAAAGGUUUAUGAACAGUUCAAUUGAAUUUAAAGGAUUGGACUUUGAACUUAUCCCAUUUGGAGCAGGAAGAAGAGGUUGUCCUGGAGUGGUGUUUGCUAUUGCUGUGAAUGAAUUGGUGUUAGCAAACCUUGUUUACCAAUUUGAUUGGAAAUUGGCUGAUGCUGUAGAAGGGAAGGAUUUGGACAUGUCUGAAACUUUUGGCCUUACUCUACAUAGAAAAUACCCUCUACUUGCAGUAGCUACUAAAUAUGACAGAAAUAGAUAAACAGUUACAAUAUAGCCAAGAGGCUAAGAAUGACAUUUUUAAAUAAUGUGAAAAACUGAAAAUAGUUUGUAAUCAUAUUUUAAUUUUUAUGUGUUAUUGUUAUUAACUAUAAUUGAACAAUGAAUAUUGAUGUUUGACUA